Nothoprocta perdicaria is the source of this 4435-nucleotide messenger RNA. It is a transcript of the gene C2CD5, whose product is annotated as C2 calcium dependent domain containing 5. The coding region runs from base 52 to 3399 and encodes 1115 amino acids. The record is from RefSeq and is a predicted model, not a curated record. Lineage: Eukaryota; Metazoa; Chordata; Aves; Tinamiformes; Tinamidae. Gene Ontology annotation, molecular function: calcium ion binding; calcium-dependent phospholipid binding. Gene Ontology annotation, biological process: positive regulation of protein targeting to membrane; positive regulation of D-glucose transmembrane transport; protein localization to plasma membrane. The transcript has 29 exons. Gene Ontology annotation, cellular component: plasma membrane.
AGCGGGGCGGCACCGGGCACCGCGGCACCCCGCAGCCGGAGGAGGAGGAAGAUGCCGGGGAAGCUGAAGGUCAAGAUCGUGGCCGGGCGCCAUUUGCCCGUGAUGGACCGCGCCAGCGACCUGACCGACGCCUUCGUGGAGGUAAAAUUUGGAAAUACAACAUUUAAGACGGAUGUGUAUCCCAAAUCGCUCAAUCCUCAGUGGAAUUCUGAAUGGUUUAAAUUUGAAGUAGAUGAUGAAGAACUACAAGAUGAACCUCUCCAGAUCACAGUUCUUGAUCAUGAUACGUACAGUGCUAAUGAUGCCAUUGGCAAAGUGUACAUAGACAUUGAUCCUUUGCUCUAUAGUGAGGCAGCAACAGUUAUAUCAGGAUGGUUUCCCAUUUAUGAUACCAUCCAUGGUAUACGUGGGGAGAUCAAUGUGGUGGUGAAAGUAGAUCUCUUCAAUGAUUUGAACAGAUUUAGGCAGUCAUCCUGUGGAGUCAAAUUUUUUUGCACUACAUCUAUUCCCAAGUGUUACAGAGCAGUAAUAAUACAUGGAUUUGUGGAAGAGCUUGUAGUUAAUGAAGACCCAGAGUACCAGUGGAUAGACCGAAUUCGUACACCACGGGCAUCAAAUGAGGCUAGACAAAGACUUAUUUCUCUAAUGUCAGGUGAACUGCAAAGGAAGAUUGGCUUGAAGGUACUUGAAAUGAGAGGAAAUGCUGUUGUUGGCUAUUUGCAGUGUUUUGAUUUGGAGGGAGAAUCUGGACUAGUAGUACGUGCCAUAGGAACAGCCUGUACCUUGGAUAAAUUAAGUAGCACAUCGGCAUCCUUACCUGCAUGUAACUCCCCAUCCAAAGAAAUGAAGGAGAUUCCCUUCAAUGAAGAUCCCAAUCCCAAUACUCAUUCAUCAGGACCCUCCACCCCUCUGAAAAACCAAACCUAUUCCUUUUCACCUUCCAAGUCCUACAGUCGACAGUCCUCUUCUUCUGACACAGAUUUGAGUUUGACACCCAAAACUGGAAUGGGCAGUGGGAGUGCUGGAAAAGAAGGGGGGCCAUUUAAAACUCUUUUAAGACAACAGACUCAGUCAGCUCUGGAGCAAAGGGGAGGAUCGCCUCAUAGGUUCUGUAGAAGGCGGGAAUUUCCAUUUUUUACCUUGACGGCCUUUCCGCCCGGCUUCCUCGUGCAUGUUGGUGGUGUGGUCAGUGCGCGGUCCGUGAAGCUCUUGGAUCGCAUUCACAAUCCCGCCUUUGUCGGAAUUAUGGGUAACACAAGAUCAUACAAACUGCUAGACUGGAAUAGUUUCAAUUCAGACGAACCAGAGACACGAGAUGCCUGGUGGGCAGAAAUCAGACAAGAAAUAAAAUCCCAUGCCAAGGCAUUGGGGUGUCAUGCUGUAGUGGGCUACAGUGAAUCAACUAGCAUUUGUGAGGAGGUCUGUAUUUUGUCCGCGUCUGGCACAGCAGCUGUACUGAACCCUAGGUUCCUCCAGGAUGGCACCGUGGAAGGCUGUUUGGAACAAAGGUUGUCAUGGCAGCCUGGCUUCUUUUCCAUAGGGUCAGAGAAGGGAGAGGUUGAUUUUUUUCCUCAGAGCCAAGAUAGUUCUUCUCUAUUAGGGAUUGAAGAAACUUCACCACCAGGUUGUGGAUUUUGCCAUAUACCAUAUGAUGAACUGAACAUGCCAUUCCCUGCUCACCUCACAUACUGCUACAACUGCAGGAAGCAAAAGGUUCCCGAUGUCCUUUUCACUACAAUUGAUCUCCCUGUAGAGGCAAUCGUUAUUGGGAAGGGAUGUCUUAUUCAAGCCAGGUUAUGCCGUCUAAAGAAGAAGGCUCAAGCAGAAGCAAAUGCCACAUCUAUCAGUAAUCUCCUGCCAUUUAUGGAGUAUGAAGUGCACACCCAGCUGAUGAAUAAACUUAAGCUAAGAGGCAUGAACGCUCUGUUUGGGCUGAGGAUACAAAUCACUGUGGGUGAAAACAUGCUCAUGGGCUUGGCAUCUGCAACAGGUGUGUAUCUAGCAGCUUUGCCAACACCUGGUGGUAUUCAGAUUGCUGGAAAAACUCCAAAUGAUGGCAGCUAUGAACAGCACAUAUCUCACAUGCAGAAGAAGAUAAAUGAUACAAUAGCAAAAAACAAGGAACUUUAUGAGAUCAAUCCUCCUGAGCUACCUGAAGAGAUCAUUGGGUCUCCCAUUCCAGAACCCAGACAACGUUCCAGGCUGUUAAGAUCUCAGUCAGAAAGCUCUGAUGAAGUUACUGAGCUAGACCUUUCGCAUGGGAAAAAGGAUGCUUUUGUCUUGGAGAUUGAUGAUACAGAUGCAAUGGAAGACGUACAUUCGCUGCUGACAGAUGCUCCACCACCUUCAGGUUUUUACAGUUGCAACACAGAAAUUAUGCCUGGUAUAAAUAACUGGACUCCUGAAAUUCAAAUGUUCACAGCAGUAAGAGUAUCCAGAUUAAGCAACGUAAACCUGACAAAUCAAGCACUUAAUAAAAGCUUUAAUGAUCUCUGUGAGAAUCUUCUGAAGAGCUUAUAUUUUAAACUACGAUCCAUGGUUCCCUGCUGCCUUUGUCAUGUAAAUUUUACCGUUGCUCUUCCAGAGGAUGAAUUAGUUCAGAUCGCCGUCACAGCUGUUGCAAUAACAUAUGACAAAAAUCAAGCAUUACAAGCUAAUAAAGCCCCUACAGAAAAAGCCCAGCAAAGAGCAUCUACAGACAAUGAAGAACAGCUACAAUUCCCUCUGGAACUUUGCUCUGACCCCCUUGCUUCCCAGCCAUUCUCGCCAGCUAAAGAGGCCCUGGAGGGUGCAAGUUCCCACACAGGUAUUCCUGCCGCACAGAGAGCAACGUCAGUUGAUUACAGUUCCUUUGCAGACAGAUGCAACAGCUGGAUAGAGCUCAUUAAACUGAAAGCUCAGACCAUAAGGCGCGGAUCAAUUAAGACAACUGCCUCUCUUGACAAAGCCAGCCCGCUGGCCGAGGGUCCCUUCCGGCACCGCUCCGUCCCGUCAUGCGCCAAUUCCACCGUCACUGUUGUUAAGAUGACACCUCUCUCUUUUCUACCUGGGGCAAAAAUAACCAAGUAUCUUGGAAUAAUCAACAUGUUUUUUAUACGAGAAACCACUUCUUUGCGUGAGGAGGGUGGUGUCAGUGGUUUUCUCCACGCUUUUAUUGCUGAAGUGUUUGCAAUGGUGAGAGCCCACGUGGCAGCGUUAGGGGGAAAUGCAGUUGUCUCAUAUAUAAUGAAGCAGUGUGUUUUCAUGGAGAACCCAAACAAAAAUCAGGCCCAGUGUUUAAUAAACGUUAGUGGAGACGCCGUCAUCUUUGUAUGUGAAUCUGAGUUAGAAAUGUUACCCACUCAGCCUUCCGCAGCGGUUCCUCAGCCCACAAAUUCUGCAGGAGAUGUCACAACAUGAAGUCUGAGAAAGUGAAAUAGGCUCUGGCAGAUAUAAAGAUUGCUUGAAAUGUGGGAAUUUUAGGUUUGCAUCUUCAAAAUCGGUAUCUUGCCACAUGAUUAAUGGCCAAAAUCAAGGACAAUCGCUGCACUUUGUCUUUCAACUUUAUGUAGUAAUCAUGGCAGGGUAUUGGCAGGGAUACUCUGAUUCUGCUUUUGUUAUUACAGGCCCCUUUCAAACACAAAGAGAAACUGAAACACUGAUAUGGAAGUGUAGAUUAAAAUUGACAGCAAACAGGACUCUGAAAGUUUUUAAACUGUUCAACAGGACUAGGAUGAACUGUAAUUCAUGACAGUCUCAGAGUUUGCUUAUUUAUUCUGAGAUCAUAAAAGUAAAAAGGGAACAUAAUUGAGGUGCCUCUAUCAGCCACCACUGUUCAAAGAGCAAGAGGUUUGUGGGAAAGUUAAUAAAAAGUGAAAUGAAGUCUGGACUUGUCUUAGAUUAUAGAGUUUGGAGAAGAAGAAGAAGCACCAAAAAUGUCACAGUUUGAAUUCUGCACACUGGAAGAGUUUCCUGAUUCUUUGUGAACUACUGAACAGUUUUUGUUGUAAAACAUCUUUUAAAGUUGUUGGGCGGUGAAAUGUGGGUUAGGUGUUAUUAAAAAUAUAUAUAUAUUUUUCUUAGGGCAGAGUUUUCUUGCAGUGGUGAUUUGAACAAGGUUCUGUGAAAGUCACUUAAUACGAAGGUAUGAGCCUGCAACCCUUCAGGAAGCUGGCAGAGCCGUGCUACUGUGGGCUAAGGUUUGUGAUGUCUGUUUCUGCAAGUUGUUCUUGUCCUGCACUGUACGUGGGAAAUGAGGCUGCUGCGAGGAAAGACAGGUUUUCAUUUCCUGCAAAUCUCUGGAAGACAUUAUUAGAUUAAUAUUAAAAAAAAAAAUGCAACAUUUGAUUUGAAGAUGCAUUCUUAAGUAAUUCUGGCAGCAUCAUCUAUGGAACUUGAACAACUAUGUAAACUUGAAUGUAAAUACUCGGCUCGUUGUGCAGAAUUGAAGCAAUGG